Molecule: messenger RNA, 9933 nt
Organism: Apaloderma vittatum (bar-tailed trogon)
Lineage: Eukaryota; Metazoa; Chordata; Aves; Trogoniformes; Trogonidae
Product: zinc finger protein 469-like
Source: RefSeq, a predicted model, not a curated record
CCACCGCCGCCGUGCUUAAAGGGCAGGAGCGAGCAUCCCGCCGACCCCAACGGUGCUCUCUCGUCAUCUGGUGCUAUCGACCAAAACCCAAGCACUUUCCAAGAAAACCAAGCUGUUUUUCCGUCUAGUUUACACUCGCCUAGUAUGCCAAAGCCGGUCGGUAAGAGGCAAGCCUCAGCGAAGGACGGUGGCCCCAGCCCACGGCUGGUGGGCCAGAGCAGCCCCGGCUCCGGAUCCAUGCCUUUCGAAACAAGCAUUCCCACUACGGCACCCCCUCACCCCAGGCUUGUACAAGCUUGGGAAGGUGCCAACAAGGCGUUUUCUCCCCUGGACCAGAAUUCAGCACCUUAUUCAAACCCUGUUGGAAACCAGUUCUCAUUCGAGUGCCAGCCUGGCCCCGAGCAGAGGCAGCACAGGCAGAAAAAUGCCAGGAUGCCUUGGCAGCAAAUACACGUCACUUCUGUGAUGCCCGGUCAAAACAGGCUAGAGUUGCCGAGACAAAUUGCCAGCCAGAAGCUCCCCUUCCCCUUGGGCAUGGUGGACUGGCAUCGAAGCGGGAAAGCCCACAUGUCCAGCAGGCCGCUCAACCCCACCUUCGAAGACAGCCAGAUAUCGGGGGCGCUGACCCCCUCUCCCUUCUUCCAGCACCCUUGCCAUCCCAAGGAUGGCAACAAAACCUUCCACCCCUCUGACAUCCUGAGCUCCAGCUCUCUUCAUUACCACCCUCCAGACUCCGUCAAGUCCCUCCACUUCCCUCCUGACGCCCUGAAAGAUGACAACCUCCUGAAAUGCAGCCCGGCGAGCCCGUUCCACAAACCUGGUGCAGAGGUGGCCAAAGGGUGCUCGGAUGGACUGGACAGGGUGCUCCCCCCGGAGCCCCCCAAACCCCCCAGCCUGAUGCUUUCCCCAGACCCCCAACAACAUUUCUUGUUGUUAAACAAAAGCGAUGACUUCUUGCUGGAUGGGGAAAGCAAAAGCGAGGGCAAAGAAGAUGCUCUGAAGGGUGGCAUCUUCAACGGGCUCGCCGCCAGCUCCCUGCCACUCACCGCCUCGGACCUGGACAUCGAUGACGCCAAGCUGGACAGCCUGAUCACCGAAGCCCUCAACGGCCUGGGGUACCAGUCAGACAACCCGGAGAUCGACAGCAGCUUUAUAGACGUGUUUGCCGAUGAGGAGCUGACGGGCAUGAAGGCGGCUGGUGGUGGGAUGUCCCACAAGGCGAAGGAAGCCCUGGCCUCCGAGAGCAAAUCGAAGCAGGCAGCAGCAGAGGAGAAGGCAUCAGGCCAGCCCAAAGGCUGUUGUUUUCAUGAAGAUGGCCACCAGGGUGGGGAGCAGGCGAAGAGAGGGUCAGGAAAGCAGCACCUUCACAAGGGGAGGGCGGUGAGGAGGUUGGCAGCCCAGGAGCUGGAUCCCGGGGCAGCGGGAGCGCAGAGGACGGCCAGGCUGCGGGCAGGCAGGAAAACUGCCUCCUCCAAGUCCACCUCCAGCCAAAAACAUUCCAGGAAGCUCAGCCAGGAACCUCCGACAAAGAGCGAGGUGGGACCAGGCAUUGCCACCAAGAGCUCCAAGCCACCUCGGUUCUCCAUGAAGGAGAUGAAGAAGCGGAAGCCCCGAAGCGGGACGUGGAGCAAGGAGCUCAUUCACAAGAUUGUGCAGCAGAAGAACAAGCUCCACAAACUGCAGGUGAAGAGCAGCAAACAGGAGCAGCUCCACGAGGUCGCUGAGAGGCUGAUGCCAGCUGCCAAGGAGGGCAGGUUUCGGGAGUACGACUACGUCUCCGACUCCGAUGAUGAUGGGGUGGAGUGCAGCAAGCUCUGGGGGAGGAAGAAGCGUGGCACUGGAUGCGUCGGGGGGGACAAAUACAGCUUCAGCAAGAAACGCCCAGGAAGGAGUGAGAGAAGCAAAGACAAAGACCCGUGCUGGAGCUACAGCCGGAAAAGGGACGGUCAGAAAAGGGAGACGCAGGAUCACGGAGGGGUCCUGAGCCAGGAGGACGCUGAGAAAGAGGAUUGUGCUUCCAGAGUCCGAAGACGGAGCAGGCAGUCCUCUACUGGCAGCAACCAGAGCAGUAGGAUGCCCGGUGAGCUGGGCACCAGUCCACCCAGUGCUGAUGGGGCCGGCUCGGGCAGUGAGAAGGGAGGAACGCAGAGGAGGAGGAGAAGCUCAGACAGCCCGGCACGCACACCAAGGACUCCACUCAGCCUUCCCGAGGACAGGAGCCCAAAGAAGAGCCAGAAGAGCAAAGAGGACUUUCCCAACAGGAACAGGCAGUUUGGUUCAGCCAAACCUCUGCUAGCAGGCUCUGGGACGCAUCCGAGUGCUGAAACAGAUAUUGCUGAGAUGGACUGUGCAAAGGAGGAGCCGUUACUGCAGCCCCAGGAAAGGCAACUGCCCGGCAUGGCCAUCUUGGGUAGGAGCCCCGUCAAUCUCUCCUGUGAGGAGCAGGCAGAAGAGCCCGAAAGAGCUGCAAAGCACACGAGUGAGGCAGGAGAACCCACCCUGGAAGCUCAGGACUCAUCCGAGCUCACCGUGGACAACCAGAGGCAUCAGUUUGCCCCUUUCAUGAGCGAUGGGCUGAAGUACCAUGCAGAAGAGCUAAUUGCUCCGUCCCACGGUGGUAACGAAGCUAGUCCUGGCAACGUGAGUGCCGCCUACUCGGAAGCGGGCGUCAAAUACUUGAAGGCACACGGGCUUUGUGACGGUCAGAAGGACUAUCCCGCGCCAGCUGCCCCAUAUGAGGGUGAUGCAGUGGGGGUGAUGCUCAGUGCCAAGGUGCCCGAUCCAUACGUCAGCAGCGACAACGCCUUUUUCGACCCCAAAAGCCUUCCUGGUCACUACGAUGAUAACCUCUUCUCAAAACCCCCAGCCUUGGGCUCCUCACACAUGGACGAUAUGUACUUAUGUCGGGAUGACAUCAACACCGGCUCCUUCGAGCAGAAACACACCAGCAUCUCCCCGUAUGCCGCAGAAACACCGCAGGGCAAGGUCUCCUCCCCUCUCAGCUUUGAUUCCUCUUCGAUAUUUGGAGAGCUUCCCGUUACUGAGUUCGAUCCGCCGCUGUACGAGAGCGUUUCUGCAAGCAAGGAUGGUUACGUGACAACGUUUGCCUGUGCUGGCAACCCCCCCAGCAAGCCACUGCCGUUUGAGCAACCGUACCCACCGUUCAUGCCAGAGAAAGACUGGUCCCUCAUGGAGGAGGUGGCUCCGAUGCUGCCAGAAGACAUGACUCAGUUCCACAGCCUUUCAGUGGAGAAGACACUGGCCAAGAAAUUACCACCUGCCCCCGGUCCCCAGCUCGCCCUGCCGCUGCCGGACAGGAUAACGGAUUAUAACGUGGCUUUUAUGAACAACGUAUCAGACGAUGAGCUGGAGAUCAAGCGAUUGGUCACGGAACUGGAAAGUCAACUGCAAACCAGCAAGCUGGAUAACGAGGGACCCGUCGCCCUUCAGAAGGCCGAGCACCACGUCGGUGCCCACCUGCGAGGACGGGCAGCCGAGCAGUUCCCGUCCCUGCCGGGCAAGCAGGAGACACGCCAUGGGAAAGGACUGGUUUUGGCAGACGAGCUGGAUGGCUCAAGCCUCUGCGUUGGGGAAAGGCUAGGAGGUGAGAAGGCAGCCAUUGCAAGUGUUCGUGUGGACUACGAGAGACCCGGAGAGCCCUGGCCCUGCCCGGUGGAGCUGGGCUCGCUGCAGGCGGGGAUGUGUACACCAGCCCCACUCACUGUUGGCCGUUUCUGCACCAAAGAAAGUGGUCAGCAACUCCAGGGAGCUGCGGCCGCUGAGGAAGGCGACCCUGGAAAGAUGGAAAAUGGGUCUUCCUCCCAAAGUCUACCUGGCUCAUGCACACCAGACCAAAUAGAAGCUCCCAUCUACACAGAGCCCAUGACAAAAAGCCCUCCUGUUGUCACUGACACCGGGUUCCCCAAGACCCUGGAGACAGCCGAAGCUGCCAAAGAUCCCCUGCAAUCCCUGCCAUGCCAGCGCAGUGCCGAGAGCUUCCCUGUGCCGGCGAAAGCAGAUGAGAGCUUCAGUGAUGCUGCAGAGCUGGAGAAGUUUGAUGCUCAUUUUCCAAACCGCAAACCUGAAUUUGGCUUUCAAACAGCCUCGGACCUCGCCUUUUCGCCUCACGUCAAAGAGGUCCCACACACAGAAGAAAGACCCUUAAGCAAGCCCAAGUCACCCAAAGUGGCGAAAAGCACCAUGGACCAAAAAAGGGAUGGUGGUGGGGCUGCGCUGGUGGAAGAAACAGAGGAGAGGAAGAGCCCCACAACCCAUCCAACCCCUGGACCUGAUGACAAAGCCAGCAAGCAAAAAGUGCUGCUGUUCAAUAUGCUGAGUCUGCCCAAGGAGAGCGACUGCGGCUCCCAGAAGCUUAUCCCGUCUUUCCCCGCCCCGCUUGCUCCCAGCCACCCCUCUGCCACCACCCAUGUCCAGCCGGAGCAGAAAGAGGAGAGCGGUGAUGCCUCAGAAGGGGAAAAUCAGACAUGCUGCCCUGCCCAAGGGGAGGGGACCAUCCCCAUCGGAGGCAACACGGACAAUAUUGCUGCCCCGGCGAAAGAGGCCGUGCUUUUAUCUGGCGGAUGCGAGCAGAUGGAGUCAUUCGGUGCGACAGGCUCUUACCGCGCCAAACAAUCCAUGUGUGCGAAGCCGGAGUUGCAAAAUAACGUAACGGAGCUGCAGCACUUAACAAACGAACACGCAGAGCUGAAUGACAUUAAUAUCCGUGCAGAUGGUGUUUCCCGAGAGCGUGGUGACCUCUCGCCACUCAGAAACACGGCGAUGACCCCACUACCAGGGCAAGGCACAAAAGCUGAUCAGCUCAUGGAAAAGCAGGAGCAAGAUAAUAACAAAGCGACCUUGGCAUUUAAAAAACAUGAGCAAUCCCAUUUAAGUCAUGGUUUGCUUGAGGAGGAAACGCUGGGCAGCACAGCAGCAGAAAGCUGCUCUGAUGAUGGAAAUGAGCAUCAAAGUGAACCAGAGGCUUUGUCCAAUGGUUUUGUUGUUCAGCCGGUGCCAGCUGCUGUCAGCAGAGGUCUUGCAAGGAUUGGAGAAAAAAAAAAUGGCCACAAGUUUUCAGAAACAGCAGAGGUGAGACUUGGUCUUCCCAAAACCACAGAGAGUAGAGGAAAGAGUUUAAAAGGGGAGAAACCCGAAAGCCAUGGGGCUGGAGAAGGUGGGAGUUAUGCGUUAGAUGGUAUGGACCAAAGAGAGGACAACACACCUAACAGUACUCCAAACCCUUCCCAAAGUGAACUUCACAAAGAAAAGAAGCCAAACAGCCUCUCGGUGACCUGCGACAUUUGUUCAGCCACUUUCAGGUCCAAGCCUGGCCUUACCAGGCACAAAGCUGUCAAGCACCAGGUGAAGAACAGUGGUGUGCCACAGCCCAGCAAGACUCCCAGGUCCACUUUGAUUCCUGCAGACAAGACAUCGAAAGGAGCCCAAAAGGUGCCCAGGAGGAGCCUGAAGACUUCAGUCAAAGACAAAACCAGCAGCUUGCAGAUGCCGAUUGCCAACACUGAACAUGUCCCCAAGAAAAUAUGCCCAGACCUGGAGAAAGAGCCCAGCAUGCAGAUGCAAGAAGUGGUCAGCAGAGUGCUCAGUGACCUCAGCGUGAUCUCCUUUGAGAUGUCCCAGGAGUUGCAUCACACGCAUGUUCUGCAGAGGGAGAUGAAGGCAAAGGGACCACUCUCGGAGAUGAGGGGAGCGGGUGGGGUGGCAGCUGGGAAGCCAGCCUCAGAACGGCAAACCAGGAAGGGAGAAAAGGGCAGAAGGAGCCAAAGCAAAGAUCCUGGAGAGGUGAAUGGCAAUUCUGAAAAGAAGCUAAACAGAAAAGUGAGACGAAGGAAAGCAAAAGUAUUUCCCAGCAGAAAUGAGCCUGAUGGGCCAUGUGAGGCAGAGAAGAAUGCAGGUCCUCGCUCUGCUUUCCUCAGCUCCGAUCUGCCCAGGAUCAUGGAGGACUUGCAUGAACCAGGUGGCUACAUCUCCACAGAGGAGCAAGAUAGCUCCAACUCAGCCCAGCAUUCUCAAAAAGCCAAACAGUCCCCUUGUGCAGCUGAGCUUGCAGAGGACCUGGGUGACAGGAUGGUGUCUUCAAAGGAGAUGGUCGACGAGGAGCUACUAACGAGCACAGCCACCUGUCCCACGGAGGCAGAAGAUCCAAAUGGAGUGGAAGAAACGCAGGCUUGCAAAAAAUGGUUUGUGAAGCAAGUGGAGAAGGAAUUGGGCAAGAUAGGCAAAGAGGAGCAUCAUGGUGCUGCUGGUGCAGAGGAGAUGGAUGCUGAGACAGGCAGCAGCGCUGGCAACCGGAGUGGUGGCCCACAGGAUCCUGCUGCCGAAGGGGAUCUGCUGCUGGAGACACAUGAUUCGGAAACCACCCAAAAGGUUCCCGGGCAAGGCACUCUGCAGACCCCCCCAGGGACCAGCUCUCCUCCUGCAGAGCCAAAGGGAGGGAUGGAGGCCGACGUGACGGCGAGCAGAGGGCUUUGCGUGGAGAGCACAGCCGUCUCGGAUCUCCAGAACCUGUUGGACGAUGACUCUACGUUCUCCCAGUUGUUCCCCCGGGACGACCAGUUUGUCCGGAGAAAGUGCACACGGGUGUACGGGAAGCGCAGCAAGAAACCCAAGCCCGUCACCGAGCUAAACCUCCAGCCAGCGGGCGCCGUUGACCUCUUCACCAUCCGAUUAGCUUCUGACCUCAGUGAAACCAGCUCUUUCUGUGUCACCAGGGAGGACCCUUGCGAAUACGAAACCAUCUCUGUUGAUGAUGCCUUAAUGCUAAACAUGUGUCAUGGCAACAAGGCAAAGAGUGGAGAUGCUGUUCCCAGUGGAUCUGUAAGCAUUUCGCCUAGGUCAGACUGCGAGAAGACUGACCAAGGGAAGGAGGACAUUGACCUAGAAGACAACAUGCUGACCUUCUUGUGUCAAAACAGCCAAGUGGACAGCAUCCCCAGCUUGAACAUCUGGGGGAGUCUGGAGAAGGAGGGAGAAAGCCUCUCUGCCGAGGACAUGUUUGAGCCUCUGAUGGACCCUGAGGAUGAGCACUCGCUCAGAGAAACGAGCUCCGAGCCCCCCGACCUGAUGGAGGAGCCCUACGGUGGCAAGGCUAACCAAGAUUCAGACUCUGCUGAAUUUCAUACCAUUGACAUUGAGAUGCUGAACGCAAAGCUGAAAAUGAGGGACAUGUGCUUCUUCGGCCCAUGUGAAGAUCUUCCUGGCCAUGGAGAGAACAACGCUGUGAGUUUCAAGCCAAAGCCGGGCCAGCAGAGCAAGCAGAGGGGUAAGCUAGAAGAUGGGAAACUGGGGAAAAACCGCAGUGAGGUAACCAUCAAGACCAAAGACAAGCAGUACAAAUGCAAAGUCUGCUUCCAGUGGUUCCUGACAUUAGGGGAGCUGGACUUCCACAAGCUCUCCCAUAACCCUUCGCCUCCACCCACCUGCUACAUGUGCGUCCAGCGCAAAUUCAGCUCCCGGGAGCAGCUGAGGGACCAUCUGAAGGAGAAGCACGCCAGGAACAAAGCCGGUCUGUGGGCUUGUGGCAUGUGCCUGAAGGAGAUCUCCGACGUCUGGAUGUACAACGAGCAUCUCCGGGAACACGCCACCCAGUUCGCUCGCAAGGGGCAAGCACAGAAGUCCGUGAUGGGCCUGCCGGCCUGCUUCAGUGAGGACAAUGCUGCUGUCACCCAUUUCCUCAACACCAUCAUGUAUCGGAAGCCCAGCAGGUCUUCCCGGCAUGCCAACCCCAGCAGCAAGCAUGCGGUUAGCGGAGAGAGCAAGAACCUCAAGGAGCUGCCCCUUGACCAGGAGGCCAAGGCAAUAAAAGAUGCCUUGGAGAGCAACAUCAAGGUGAAGUCACCUGCACUCAGCUCCUCUAAAGCAUCUGCUAGUCCAUCUCCAGAGCACAUGGCAAAAGGCGAAGGCGCCCCAAAAUCUGUCCCCAUGCACCCAGACUGCAAGGACCCUUCCAGGGACUGUCAUCACUGCGGCAAACAGUUUCCCAAACCUUUCAAGCUCCAGCGGCACUUAGUUGUGCACAGUUUACAGAAGAUUUACUUGUGCCACAAGUGUCCGAUGUUCUACCAGGAGACCAAAGAGCUCCGAAACCACCUCAGCCAGGAGCACAGCAUAGUGGAGGAGCAGGAGAUCAAGCACACCACCCUGUACGCCUGCGAGCUCUGCGCGGACGUCAUGCAUGUCAUCAAGAAGUCCUUUAUCUGCAGCAUGUGCAACUACACCUUCUCCAAGAAAGAGCAGUACGACCGGCACAUGGAGAAACACCUGGCUGGAAGCAACAAGACUUUAAAAUUCAGAGGGGUCAUGAGGCCUGGUGUCGCCUCCAGGGAGGGCAGAGAGAAGGUGAAAGAGGACGGAUCACUCCGAGAGAGCAUGCCGCCGAGCAAGAAGAGGAAGGUGGCUCACCACGGCAGCUCACUCCCGCGCAGCUCGCCGGUCCAUGUAGACCACACUAGUGACCUUCACCUGGCAGCACCUGCAAGCCCCAGCCUGCAGACUCCCACUGACCCCUUCCCUACAGCACCUGGUGACCCAGAAGCACCCCAAGCCUCCAUGAAAGCGGAAGACCUGGUGGGUGACUUCUCCGACCUCCUGGCAGAGAUGGAGAAAUCCCAGUCUGACACCCUGCCUGCCCCAGCCUGUCUCUCCGCGUCUUCACCGCAAGCUGCGGUGAGCAGCCCGGAUCUUGGCCGUAUCGCUGCCCUGUCUAUCGAGGAGCUGGAGAAAGGAGCGUUUGAGGGGAAACCUCUUCCUUUCUUGGACUCGCCCGAGCUUACCAUUGACCUUGCCGGGCUGGCUUGUAACCAGGCCACAGACCAAAAGCUCUCUCCUCCACAUCUGACGGAGAAAUGUGGCUACGCCGAUGCCCAUAAAACAACGAGCAUAGGUGACAAAGACGAAUAUAUAGCGUGUGUCCUCAAAAAUCCCGGUGCAGCCACCGACACCGUGGAUGGGAUCCCAUUUCUCCAGGCUGCCGAGGUCUCAGAGCUUCCUUCCCCACAGGCAGAGGCUCCACCAGCCAAGGAAACUCACAGGUGGGACAACCCCAGUGCCAGCGAUGCCUCUUCUUGGGAAGGUGCCUCUAAGGCCGCGUCUCCAGAAGGUCCCCAUCAUUCUCUGCCCCUGAAGGACAAGACGGCAUCGCCCACACUGAACAGGGCUGCCAAAGAUGUGGUCCUGCAGAAGAAGACCGCGGGUAGCCAGCCCAUCAGUGAGACUGCUCCGAGCGUGGGCAGCCCUGGUGGCAGUGCCGAGGAGGGUCAGCAAGUCGUCUUGGGGAGGGAGAAAGCCAUGCCUGAGGCUAAGGACAGUAGCACUAACACCAAGGGCCAAGGUGACAACCCAAGCAAAUCCACCAGCCAGCAGCCCAGAGGUGAGGUGCCCGGCAACACCGUUCGACAUGGCCACAUGGAGCCAAGCAAAGCCACCAGCAAGCUUCACCCCAAGAGAAGGAAAGAGCAUAAGUCCUUGAGCCACCGGAGCAGCUCCGGCUCCCGGGAAAACAUGGAAGGAGAUGGGAAAAAGAAAAAAGCCCGGACCCCUUGCCCAGGGAGGAGCGAGAGCGCCGGUGAGCUCAAACGUGCCGGCUGGGGCAAAGCCGAAGGGCCCAAACCGGGUGGCCAGUUGAAGAAGACGGUCCUGGAUGCUUACAACCAGAAGAAGGGCGAGCUCCGUCACGCCAACGGGGACGUGAAACGCCGGAAGGCCAUUCUGGGGAAGAGCCUCCCCCAAGUGUUGGCCAAGGGGCCGGCGCCGUCCCUGCGCGGCUCCUUGCACAGCCCACGAGUGGCCCGGGGGGCAAAGGCGGCCGGCUCGGGCAGCUACCGCACCGCCGAGUCCCAGAACAACCUGCUCAGCCAACUCUUUGGGCAAAAAUUAACUAGCUUUAAAAUUCCUUUAAGGAGAGAUACUUCAGAGUAA